Molecule: messenger RNA, 1028 nt
Organism: Cylas formicarius (sweet potato weevil)
Lineage: Eukaryota; Metazoa; Arthropoda; Insecta; Coleoptera; Brentidae
Product: venom carboxylesterase-6-like
Exons: 5
Coding region: 11-547 (178 amino acids)
Source: RefSeq, a predicted model, not a curated record
AUAUAAAGUCAUGAUGCAUAAACAACUUCUGUUAUUCGUAUUAUUAAUAUCAUUUGUGCAAGCAGAUCUUUUGAUCGAUCUUCCGGAUGGCACAAUUCGCGGAUACGAAACCACAACCGAAAACUACACCUACUAUGCUUAUCGCGGUAUUCCGUUUGCAAUUUCUCCUUUAGGAAAUUUGAGGUUUGAGGCUCCAGUGCCAAGGGGGCCAUGGGACGGAAUUCUAGAUGCUACUGAAGUGAAAGAUUGUUGCAUAUCGACGAGUUUUUCUCUAAGUGGACCGGCACAAAGUGAGGAUUGCCUUUAUAUUAAUGUCUACACGUCUCCGAGAAAUAUUACAAAGAAACUACCAGUAAUGUUCUGGAUAUAUGGGGGCGGAUUUACAAUCACUGAUAUCUUCUCGGGGGAUCCUCAUCCUCUCGUAACCGAAGACGAUAUUGUAGUUACAUUCAAUUACCGUCUAGGUCUGUACGGUUUCUUAAGUACCAAUGACAUUGUAAUUUUGGGUAACGCUGGACUCAAGGACCAACUAUUGGCGAUGAAGUGAACGCAGAAAAACAUUGAAUAUUUUGGUGACGAUCCAGAAAAUGUGACAAUAUUUGGUGUGAGUACAGGUGGCAUGUCCGGCAGGAUUAUAUAGGGCAGUGAUUUGCCAGAGCGGUUGUUCUUUGACGAGUUCGGCACUAAGGUCUCAAUCAGAUCCGAAGCAAGUUGCCUACGACAUCGCCAGAUCUAUAAAUUCAUCUAUUUCCCAAAACAGCGAGGAAAUCAGAAAUUUCCUGCAGAGUCAACCAGCUGAUGUUAGUUGACUAAUGCCUUCAGCGCAAGCUCCCAAGCGGGACCGGUAAUAGAAGUUGAAGACGACGAUGCAUAUAUAACGGAUCUUUAGUUCGGAUUGAUCGAAUCGGGAAACUUUAGCCUUUAAUGAUGGGAACAACUUCCCAUAUUCCUUACCUGGAUAUAGAUACGACUCUUGAGAUCAAGCACGGUAAAAAGUCAAAUGAAAUGGCAAUGUGGAACGAAGUUUA